Molecule: messenger RNA, 1143 nt
Organism: Dentiscutata erythropus
Lineage: Eukaryota; Fungi; Glomeromycota; Glomeromycetes; Diversisporales; Gigasporaceae
Source: the annotation of a GenBank genome assembly
AUGCCGGUUUGCGUUCAUAAAGGCUGUGAAAAAACUUAUGAAGAAAAGGAUAAUCAUGAAACAGCCUGUCUUUAUCAUCCAUCUGCACCGAUUUUUCAUGAAGGAUUAAAAGGAUGGCAAUGUUGUAGUCGACGAGUUACAUCUUUUGAUGAAUUUCUUGCAAUUCCCGGCUGCACUAAAGGUCGGCAUAGCAAUGAGGUUCCACCUCCAACAGAAUCGAAUGAAACUUCAAAGGAAUCAGAAACAGUUUCUUCUAAACUUUCAAUUGAACCUACAGUUGAUAAAAAUGGAGUUGAGGUAUAUAAUAGUGGCCCAACUUAUACUCCAAUACAAUCAAAACCUGCAGAACCUCCUCAGAAGGCUAAGCCUUCACCACAAGAAGAAAAGCCAGAAGAGGAGGACGACCUUAGUAUUCCAGUUGCACCUGGUACAGUUUGUAAAAGAGCUAGUUGUAAUACCGCUUAUGUGGAUGAUGAAACUAGUCGUAAUGAAGGAUCUCAAUCAGAGUGCGUUUAUCAUCCUGGUACGCCAAUCUUUCACGAAGGCAGCAAAGGUAGCUAUGGAUUUGUGAUUGGUUUGCUAUUGGUUUAUAUUUCAUCGGUUAGAUAUUCUUCUGAAAUACCAUAUUUUUUAGGUUGGAGUUGUUGUUCGCGCAAGGUAUUAGAAUUCGAGGAAUUCUUAAAGAUUAAAGGCUGUAAAAAAGGAAACCAUUUAUUUGUUGGAUCUAGUAAAAAGGAGGAAAUGGAAGAAAUUAUAGAGUGUAGACAUGAUUGGUAUCAAACCCCAUCAUAUGUCAUUAUGUCUGUAUUUUGUAAAAAAAUCGAUAAAGAACGUUCUACUAUCAGUUUUAAAGAAAAAGAGAUGAGUAUCAACUUAAGGACGGCAGAUAGUAAAAUAUUUAAAGAAGUUUUUCCACUUUAUCAAUACAUUGAGCCCGAAAAUUCUAAGUAUGAGUUCCUUUCGACUAAGGUCGAAAUUAAAUUGAAGAAAGCGAAUGGAAUUUCUUGGCCAUCUUUAAGAGCCGAUGAAGACUCUGGCACCGCUACGACAUUUGGUGUUCAAGGAGGGAAUGCUACAGUCGGUGGGAAAGAAUAUAUUCUUGCAAACGACUCCCCAUUAUACGCAAAUCAACAAAUAAAGUAA